This is a messenger RNA of Zea mays, 1056 nucleotides long. Its product is annotated as G patch domain-containing protein 4. The transcript has 7 exons. The coding region runs from base 1 to 1008 and encodes 335 amino acids. The record is from RefSeq and is a predicted model, not a curated record. Lineage: Eukaryota; Viridiplantae; Streptophyta; Magnoliopsida; Poales; Poaceae.
AUGGCGAUCAGCAACAAUGACAUGUACAAAGAACCUAAAGAUCAAGAAACCAAGUGGCAUGCUGAUGUUAAUUUAGACAAUCACAAUGAACCAAUUAAUCCUCCUAUUGAUGGUACUCAAUCAAUGUUUGGCGAAGUCCCAGGAAGAGAAAAGGGAAAAUCAAAAUCUGUAUCUUUUGCUCUAUCGGAUGCUUCUGGGAUAGCUAGCCCUAUAGAUACCAAUUCUGAGAUGGGUAACAUCGGCGAUUCCUGUAGUGACAAAUUGACUGAUGAAAAUUUAAGUAACUCAUCUCGUCAUAUCGCUGAAAAGCAUUCUAUUACCAAGGACCAAUAUUCAAAUGAGCAGGACCAUGAGCGGGAGCCACUAGAUCAUGCUGUUCAACAACAACCAAAGUCAGAUGUUGGAGAAAGAGCAUCAUCUAUGAAACGACGUUGCAAGAAAAAGGUGCAAAAAGUUGGGACACCUAAUCACACUGUUGAUGAUUAUUUUGGUGAAGACUGUGUUGAACCUUCAUUAGCUGAAGAAGAUAACGAUACUGGUGAUCAUUACACUACUGGUAAUAAGCAUAAGGCUAGGAAAAAGUCAAGGGGUGGUGUAGAAGAGUCACAGCAACAGAAAGUUCAAAAAAAUAAAAGCAAGGUGUCUUCACGGGGCCGCAAACGGACCUUGAAGGAUGAAUCGACAGAGAAGCCUGAGAAGAAGCUAACCCAAAGAAUACGUCAGAGGAUACCAAAAGAGGUUAAGGCUUUACUGGAAACACCUCGUGAGCAGAUAAAACCCAUGAAGCUUUGUGCAUCACAUCUCAGGUUGUUACAAGAAGCUAGAGAGCGUGUUGAUCCAAAAGGGAUUCCAUCCGGGCCAUCCUCUAAUACAAGAAACUUUCAACUAGAUGAUAUGGAUGAUUUGGGCUACAGAGAUGAGGAAGCUAGGUUCUUUGACAACGAUAUAACAGAGGAGCAUGUACAAAAUGCAACAAAAUUGAACUACCAUUCCUACAUGGCUACAUGAACAAACCAGCCCGGGGAAAAUGGUCAAAAUCAGAUACCGAAUUCUUUU